Molecule: messenger RNA, 1200 nt
Organism: Thermochaetoides thermophila DSM 1495
Lineage: Eukaryota; Fungi; Ascomycota; Sordariomycetes; Sordariales; Chaetomiaceae
Exons: 4
Coding region: 1-1200 (399 amino acids)
Cellular component (GO): trans-Golgi network; endosome; Golgi apparatus
Molecular function (GO): antiporter activity
Source: RefSeq, a predicted model, not a curated record
AUGGCUGCAGAGAACGAUGACAUUGAGCGCCAGGCUGAGAAGCUAUUUGUGGCGCCCCCUGCUCGGUCCCGCGGUGUCCAUGCCGUCUUCUACAUUGCGAGUUGGAUCUUCUUUUCCAACCUGACCAUCCUUUUCAAUAAAUGGGUCAUUGACAACAAGGGUUUCAGAUACCCCGUCAUUCUCACUUUUUGGCAUCUCCUCUUCGCAACCAUCGCGACCCAGAUCCUAGCUCGCACGACCCGUCUCCUCGACGGCCGUAAGGCCGUCCGCAUGACUGGCCGCACAUACCUGCGCGCCAUCGUGCCCAUCGGCCUUCUCUAUAGCGCCUCGCUCGUCUGUUCCAACAUUGUCUACCUCUACCUCAGCGUGGCCUUCAUCCAGAUGCUCAAGGCUGCUGCGCCCGUCGCCGUGCUGCUAAUCUCGUGGGCCUGGGGCGUUGAGACCCCCUCGCUGCGGCGGUUCAUGAACAUCCUCGUCAUCGUCGCGGGCGUCGCGCUGGCGUCGUUCGGCGAGAUCGACUUCAGCUGGCCUGGGUUCUUCUUCCAACUGGGCGGCAUCGUCUUCGAGGGUCUGCGGUUGGUCCUGAUCCAGGUGCUGUUGACGGGAGACGAGCGUGGGAGCAUGGACCCGCUUGUGAGUUUGUACUACUACGCCCCCGUGUGCGCUGCCAUGAAUCUGGUCGUUGCGAUUGCAUCGGAAGGUGCCAAAUUCGACCCGUCCGAUAUUGCGCGCGCUGGCUGGGGUUUGCUGCUGUUGAAUGCCGCUGUGGCUUUCCUGCUCAACGUCAGCAGCGUAUUCCUAAUUGGCAAGACCUCGGGCCUAGUGAUGACAUUGACGGGUAUCCUGAAGAACAUCCUCCUGGUUGUGGUGUCAGUUGCUAUCUGGGCCACACCCAUCUCGCAGUUGCAGUGCCUGGGAUAUAGCAUUGCGCUGGCUGGGCUAGUAUACUACUCGCUCGGCUGGGAUCAUAUCAUUGCACUUGUCGGAACGUCGGUGACUUAUGCUCGAGGUGGAUAUGAGCUUCUGUCCUCUUCAAGCAGAACCGAAGCUGGUCACGGAUCGGCGUCGGACUACCCCUUUGCUGUGCGUAGGGGGACCGCCAUGGGCUUGGCGGCAGUUCUCGUUACCAUUUUGGUUGGAGGGUUUUUAUUUGGAGGGUCGGCGUCACAAAUUGGGACAGGGAAAACAUGGUCGGCGUGA